GCUAGUUUGCUAUGUUCACAUUAGACACAAUUGUUUCUCUAUAUACGCGAUACAAUCUUGUUUAAAUGGAUGUUAACAUGGUUUGUUGUCGGUUUUGAUUAGUGAUCACGUUGCUUUGAUACAGUUUUUGUGAACUUUUGAAGUAUGCGAGGGUCCUGACAGAUUGAUGUCCGAACCCCUGAAGGGCGGUGCCGGCGAUGGGCCAGCAAAGGUACCGGACGAGGAGAAAAGGGGCCGUGGUAGGCCAAGGAAACCUGUCUCAGAUGAGCCCAUGGAACCCAAACAAAAACGACCCCGAGGGCGACCUUUAGGAAGCAAGAAAAAACCUGCAGAACCUCCGGCGCCAAAGAAACCCCGUACUAAACCAAGGAAAGCGGCCGGUGAUGUUGUGCCUUCGAAAAGUGACACUUCAAAGUAGGUGAGCGUCGCGCAACCAAUCACAGUAUCCGGUAUUUGUCUAGAAACACUUAGACAGACGUUUGACAACUUGUAAUGGAUCUACACAUGUUCGUUGUGACGGCGUUUUCGAUUAUUGUUGUUUUACUGUUGUAUAUACCCGGUUUAUUUCACAUGUUUAGUUUAGUUAUUAUCAAUGUUAAAAUUUAAUGCAAACAAGUUAAUGCAGAUAAUAAAGUCGUCUUUCUUUCCGGGGAUUGUGUAAGACGUUAUGACGCCGAGAGCGAAAACACUUUUCUGUAUAUAUUUGUUUAGAAACUAUUUGUUCUGGCCAAUUCAUAGUUCAUAUACAAGCAAUGUUUAUGAAUUGUAUGUUUAGUUAUAUACCAACGUGUUCAUUAAUAAACUAUGUGUUCAAUUUGAUACAAAUGUGUUCAGUUUAAAGAUGUGUAUAAUUUUAUUUGGGUGUUCUCAUUUAUAAAGAAGCGAUCUGAUGUUCUGAUGCACAUAAUCGUAUCCAGUUUCAUAAAUAUAAGUAAAUUUCCCAGAAGAAACAACGGGUAAAUUGUUGUGAACAUGUUCGUCGAUCCAUUUCUUUUUAUGCGAAAUACAAAGAAAGCUUUUUCCUGAGAUCAUGCACUUUGAGAUGAAAAGAAGACCCAUAUUGAUGUUAAGGUCAACAGCUAAAAGGUCACAUGGACCUUUAAUAUAAACAAAUAUGACCUGUUCGUGUCCACAUUAUAUCUAGAGAACGCUUUGACUUAUGAUGCGGCAAAUUGGAAAGUUCUUUGCUUUGGGUUAAACGAUGAUGUCUAUCUAUUUUAAGGUGAAUAUGUAAAUAAUCAAGUUUGAAUGCGCUUGCAGCUUAAACCCGUUUUCACACAUAUCUUGAAAAUGCUUCGACCUAUUGUUAUAACCGUUAUAAUAAUUCUUAGUCCUCAAGGAAGGUGGGCUCGUAUCUUUUGAUACGCAGAGCAACAGGUUUAGGAGCAUGCAACAUUAAAAUAUCUGUUAACUCGUAUUGCCGUGGGGCAACAUGUUUUUAAUGUCUUGAAUUAAUGUGCUCAUAUAUAAACAAUGAUACACAUAUAUCUAACUGUGUUUUGAUAAGUUGUGAAAUCCGGGCUUAAUGGAUGUGCGUAAAUUAUCGCCCCAGAUUAGUCUGUUAAGUACACACAGGCUUUCAGGGAAGACACUUUCUAGUUCUCUUAAAGGAAGUAUGUUUUAAACAAAAACUCCAUUCUAUGUGGAAAGUGUCGUCCCUGAUAAGCAUGUACGGACUAAACAGGCUGAAACGGGACUAUGCUUUACGUACAUCAAUAAGCACGGUUUCCCCAACUCAAAGGUUUAACCGCAUUUGAAUGUCAUUAUGUAGAAGAUCCCAUAUUUAAAAAAAUAAGUGUGUGUGGUUAGCCUCAACAAU
Messenger RNA from Dreissena polymorpha, 1819 nucleotides. RefSeq names its product high mobility group protein HMGI-C-like. The record is from RefSeq and is a predicted model, not a curated record. Gene Ontology annotation, biological process: regulation of DNA-templated transcription. Gene Ontology annotation, cellular component: chromatin; nucleus. Gene Ontology annotation, molecular function: DNA binding. The transcript has 5 exons. Bases 167 to 418 code for a protein of 83 amino acids. Lineage: Eukaryota; Metazoa; Mollusca; Bivalvia; Myida; Dreissenidae.